Centruroides sculpturatus (bark scorpion) is the source of this 3543-nucleotide messenger RNA. RefSeq names its product protein Jade-1-like. The record is from RefSeq and is a predicted model, not a curated record. The coding region runs from base 339 to 1940 and encodes 533 amino acids. Gene Ontology annotation, biological process: regulation of transcription by RNA polymerase II. The transcript has 17 exons. NCBI's taxonomy places the organism in Eukaryota, Metazoa, Arthropoda, Arachnida, Scorpiones, Buthidae.
CAUCUCGUGGUCAAACAUGGCGCCAAAAAAUCGUCCACACGUUGAAAGAUCGAGAAAUGUUUUAUCACCGUUAUAUAGCGUUUAAGUAAAUUGUACGUUAUCGUAAUAGAAUGGUGCUACAUUGAAAUUUUUAAUGAAUAAGAGUAAAUGGAAAGGCACAGAUGUUUUGAAACUGAAAACACUGUGUGUACUUGAAUUGAUGAAUAUUUAUUAUCAAUGUAUUUUACUUCAAAAGAUAAUUUCAUAAAUCAUCGAAUGAUUGGUUGAAUAAGAAUGUAAAGAAAACUCUUUCCACUUUGAACUCUCUAGAGAGAAUAUUUUUAUUGCUUAAGUAGAAAAUGGCAUCUACAUCUGCUUCAAAAGGAAGAAAUCAGUAUUUUGAUUCCAAAGGUUCUACUGGAAAGAAACGGCGACAUUGCCAUAGUGGAAGUGAAGAUAAUGAUGGAAAAGGAACACCUUUGUCCAAGAAAUAUUGUGGUGAUCUUCCACUGUCUAAAAUCUACAAUAGCUCUUUCAAGAGCAAUAAACCAGCGGAGUUAUUUCGUAAGGAUCUUAUUAGUGCAAUGAAAUUGCCUGAUACAGAACAACUUAAUCCUGAAGAGUAUUGGAUAAUUACGGAUUCAUGGAAACAAGAAUGGGAGAAAGGUGUACAAGUUCCAGUUAAUCCUGAUGCUCUGGCUGAACCAACUGUCAGGAUAAUAAAUGAAAAGAAAAAGUCUGAUUUUAGAUUACCAAAGAAAUUCAUUAAAUGUACUCAGGACAAAAAUUUUAUACCAGAUAUUCAUGUUUUAAGCAAUGCUACUUUUCUUGUUGACAAAGUUUGCUCCUAUGAUUUGGAUGUUGUUGACAUUGAGUGGUUGAACAUAAUGAAUGAAGAAUUAAAAAUUAUUGGCCUUUCUCCAUUAGAAGAAUUAACUAUGGAAGUAAUUAUAGAAGAAAUUGAAACUCAGUGUUAUGAUAAUCUUCAAGAAGUCAUUAAAACCGAAGAAGGUCUGGGGAUUGAAUAUGAUGAUGAUGUUAUUUGUGAUGUUUGCAGAUCUCCAGAUUCAGAAGAAGGAAAUGAAAUGGUAUUCUGUGAUGCUUGCAAUAUAUGUGUUCAUCAGGCAUGUUAUGGAAUUACAAAAAUUCCUGAAGGUAGUUGGGUUUGUCGUACAUGUGCCUUAGGAAUUAGACCCUCCUGCAUUUUAUGUCCAAAUAGAGGAGGAGCUAUGAAAAGUACAAGGAGUGGUCAAAAGUGGACUCAUGUGAGUUGUGCUCUUUGGAUUCCUGAAGUUGCAAUAGAAAAUGUUGAUAAAAUGGAGCCAAUAACAAAAAUAGCAGAAAUACCAGCGAGUAGAUGGUCUUUAGUUUGUUCUUUGUGUCGAGAAAAAAUUGGAGCAUGUAUUCAGUGUUCAGUUAAAACAUGUAAAACAGCUUAUCAUGUAACAUGUGCCUUUGAACAUGGACUUGCAAUGAAAGCUAUCAUUGAUGGAGAAGAAGAAGAAGAUGAUGUUGAUUUAAAAUCAUAUUGUUCAAAACAUACCAAAGAGAAAAAGGGUCUUCAUUAUGAUGAUGCAAAGAGUUCAGUAGAUAGGAAGAGCAAUAAAAGAGAAUUAGAAAUGUCAAGUGAAGAAAAAGCCAAUGCUAGAAUGGCAAAGAUGCAAAAAAUGGAGGCAGAAUUCUAUAAAUAUGUUAAUAUUAAUGAAGUUGCUCAAGCUUUGAAAUUAAGUACAACAGUUGUUGAUUUUGUUUAUCAGUAUUGGAAAUUGAAAAGAAGGGCCAAUUUUAAUAAACCAUUAAUUAUGCCAAAAUCACAAACAGUAGAACCUGUGGAAGUUAAAGAAUAUGAUAGUAUUUAUGCAAGAAUGAAAAUGUUUGUUCACUUACGACAAGACUUAGAAAGGGUAAAUUUUAUGAUAAUUUAUUGUUAUUAUAGAUUAUUGAAACUAGUUAAGAUAUAAAACUUUAAAUAGCUUUCUAAUAAUCAUACAGUUUCAAAUUUCACUUACUAUAUAUUAAACCUUCAAACUAUCAAGAUAUUUUUUGUAGCACAAAUUACAAACAAGGAGCAUUGUGAUCACCUUCAAGAAAUAACUAUAUUUGUCAAAAGGAAUACAAAUUAAUGUUGAAUUGAAUGAUAAACAUUUAUGUAGCCAAGAAAACAUGUUUAUUUUUCAGUUUAAUUAAAGUACAAACAAUGCUAUUGUAUUGCCAAAAAAUUAUACCUAUACACUAUACAGUUAACAACAUGAAAAUACAUACUUCUUGUUCUUAAUUGCAUAUAUAUAUAUUAUAACUUUGUCAAAUUAGACAAAAACAUAAUAUAUGUAACAACAUUAAUAUAUGCACUGAAACAUCUACAUUGACUCAUGCACUCUCAAUAAGAAACAAUAACUUAAAAAGUCCAGAAAAAGCAGACAACAACCUCUUACAAUACUGCUGGCUGAGCACAAUAAGUCAAAACAUUUAUAGACUGUUUAAUAAUUAUUAAAAUAGAAUAGAUAUAACUUAUGAGUAAAGGUUUCUUCUUCCAAUAGUGAGACUACAUAAAUAAAGUGAAGAACUACACACUUUAUUCACCUAGGUAAAUAAAGUGGAUUGUUUUAAUCUUGGGUUCUGUUUAUUAUGGAUAUUUAAGAAAGACGUGAUAAAGAUCACUAGUCUCACUAUUGGAAGAAUAAACCUUUACUCAAAGUCAAAACAUUAUUAGUAUCUUUUACUAAGUGGGCUCACCAGAAAAAAAUUUUUGAGAAAUUAUAUUUCCAUAAAGUACUCAAAUUAAAUCACCAUAAACUGUAUGCUUAAGCUCAACAUAUUUAACAAAAGUUAUAUUUUUCAGAAUAUUAACUGCACAAUUAAUAGAAUAAAUAACUAAAAUAAGACGUGGUGGGUACAAAGUAUCAUCCCUUGGUAAUAUGAAGAUUAAGAGUUUUUAGUAAUUGUCUAUUACUAAACACACACUUAAAUAUUUAUAAUUUAGUAAUGGACAGCACGCUAAUCGUUUAUUACAAAAACUUUUAACAUAUAAGCGUUAAUUUAACGCUUAUAUGUUAAAAGUUUUUGCACUUAAAUAUUAUAACAAGCAUUAUCUUAUGUAACAAGAACUAUAUUAUUUAACCAGAUAUGUUUUUCUGUAAUUUUUAGUUUUUGAAAAUAUUAUUUACUGUUUUAUGGUUGCAGAGUUAGAAUAUAAUGACUAAAAUAAACUGUAUAACGAUUUAAUGUACUGUUUUUAACUAUUAAAUUGUCUUAGUCUAACCAUUCAAUAUUAUUCAUCAUCACUUCUGUUAAGUGUAAAAACAGAAAUGUUUAUUAACUUUGUAUUGUGAUGGAAAGACAAAGCUAAAAGUUAAAUAUUUUAUCUUUGUUUUAUGUUUAUUGAUAUGUACAAUAAAUGAAUUUCUGCUUGAGAAGUUGUAUCACAGCUUAAAAAACACUUAUUUCUCUAUUUACAUGCAUUAGAAAUAUUAACCUACUAUUGUAUGUUGUAAUAUAUAAAUAUCUAAAUUUUGUUUAGAGAUAAUUAUAAUAAUUUGAUUAGAAAUGCUAAGAAAAUAAGUGAAU